Messenger RNA from Jatropha curcas, 876 nucleotides. The record is from RefSeq and is a predicted model, not a curated record. Lineage: Eukaryota; Viridiplantae; Streptophyta; Magnoliopsida; Malpighiales; Euphorbiaceae.
AUGGGUUCAAGAUUUUUAUACGAAGAUUUACUUCCUUUGAUGGCUAUGGUGUCUGUAGAAUGCACAAAUGUAGGUUUAAACACUUUAUUCAAAGCAGCCUCUUUGACAGGGAUGAGUUAUUUUGUUUUCAUAGCUUACUAUUAUGCAAUUGCAACUCUUGUUCUUACAUUUAUUCAAAGCAGCCUCUUUGACAGGGAUGAAAUGGAGAAUGUAAAUAUGAGAAGGUCAAGAACUCAAGCUAAACUUAUUGGAACUAUAGUUUCAAUAUCAGUAGCAUCAGUGGUAGUUUUCUACGAAAGCUCAACAAUUUUCUCCACUUCAUCUCCAACAAACUCCAUUUCAUUUCAUUGGCCUCUUGCUUCUGCACAAUCUGACUGGCUUAUUGGUGGCCUCUUGCUUGCUAUAGGGUAUCUUCUUUAUGCACUUUGGUGCAUCCCUUCUUUAUGCACUUUGGCUGAUAUUCUGAAGAUAUGCCCAACAGAGCUGGUUGUGACAUAUCUAUACGCCUUGUGUGCGACAAUCAUAUCUGCACCAGUAUGUUUUUUGGCAGAACAGAUUUUAGAUGCUUGGCUGCUCAAAUAUGAUAUAGCAGUAGUUGCUGUUUUCUACUCAGGAAUUUUUGGGCCAUGCUAUAGCGCCAUUAUUCAUGCAUGGGGGUUACGUCGGAAGGGGCCUGUGUACAUAACAAUCUUCAAGCCAUUAUCAAUUGCUAUUUCAGCUUUUGCAGGUGUGAUAUUUCUUUGGGAUCCUCUUCAUCUUGGCACAGUUGUUGGAGCUCUGGUAAUAUCAAUCGGGUUUUACGCCGUGAUAGGGGGAAAAGCAAAUGAAGAAAUACCAAGUGAAAAAGUUACUUUCUUGCAAAUUGAUGACAUGUAG